CUGGCUGACUGCUCUCAUAACAGAAGCAGCGAGUGGUCGCGUGUUGGUGUGGUUGGGGAAAUAUAUGUGGUUUUUACCCCCCUCUCCCCGUAGUUACUGUCAGGGUAGUAGAGGUUCAGCAGGGAGGGAGUUGGGCGAAGUUGUGCGCAGGGGUUAUGGAGUUUGAAGAGUCGGGCAUCGGUGAGGAGUGCGGCGUGUUCGGUUGUGUGGCGGCCGGCACGUGGCCGACCCAUCUGAACGUCCCGCACGUUAUCGCCUUGGGUCUGGUAGCGCUGCAGCACAGAGGUCAGGAAAGUGCUGGAAUUGUGACAAGUAAUGGGAGUUCCUCACCAUCAUAUAUGACACACAAGGGAAUGGGCCUCGUAAGCAAUAACUUUCAUGAAGAACAGAUAAAAAAGCUUCGCAGUGGAAAUCUGGGUAUAGGACAUACGCGAUAUUCUACAUCGGGUAUUUCCGAGUUACAGAACUGUCAGCCAUUCGUGGUGGAAACACUUCAUGGAAAGAUUGCUUUAGCUCACAAUGGAGAAUUGAUCAAUGCAAAACAAUUAAAAAUGAAGGUAUUACGUCAUGGGGUUGGCUUAUCAACCAGUUCUGACAGUGAACUUAUUACACAACUUCUGGCUCUGACACCUCCAAAAGAAGAAGCUGAUACACCAGACUGGGUGGCCAGGAUUAGAAAUUUGAUGACGGCAACAUCUACCUCUUACUCAAUACUGCUUAUGUAUAAGGAUGUAAUCUAUGCUGUCCGUGACCCUUAUGGAAAUCGUCCCUUGUGCAUUGGCUGCCUUGUACCAGUUUCUGAACUGCGAAGUUCAGGAAAACCAGACAUUGAAAUGCAUCCUGAAGGAUGGGUGGUUUCUUCUGAAUCAUGUAGUUUCCAAUCUAUUGGAGCUAGGUAUUUCCGUGAAAUAUUACCAGGAGAAAUAGUACAGAUUUCUAGGGAUGGAAUCCAGACACUUGAUGUUGUACCAAGAGCUCGGGGAGAUCCACCUGCAUUCUGUAUCUUUGAGUAUGUCUAUUUUGCCAGACCUGACUCCAUAUUUGAAGGGCAGAUGGUAUAUACAGUCAGGCAGCGAUGUGGGCGGCAACUUGCUAUUGAGGCACCUGUAGAUGCAGAUUUAGUGAGCACCGUUCCAGAAUCCGCAACUCCAGCAGCACUUGGUUAUGCACAGGAGGCCGGACUACCAUAUGUUGAAGUACUAUGCAAAAAUCGUUAUGUGGGCAGAACAUUCAUUCAGCCAAAUACAAGACUGAGGCAACUAGGAGUAGCACAAAAAUUUGGAGCCCUGAGUGAUAAUUUUGCUGGAAAACGGAUUGUGUUAAUAGAUGAUUCAAUUGUGCGUGGAAAUACAAUUUCUCCAAUUAUUAAACUCCUGAAGGAAGCUGGUGCCAAAGAGGUACACAUUCGUGUGGCUUCACCUCCAAUAAGAUUCCCUUGUUAUAUGGGUAUUAACAUUCCAACAAAAGAAGAAUUGAUUGCCAACAAACCAGAAUUUGAAGACCUUGCAGGAUAUAUAGGUGCAUCUAGUGUGAUUUAUCUUUCUGUUGAUGGAUUGAUAUCUGCUGUACAAGAGGGAAUUAAGAGGCAAACAAAUUCCAUACUAUAUGAUACUGAAAAUGACAAAACAUCAGUGAGACAAAUAGGUCAUUGUACAGCUUGUCUCACAGGAAAAUAUCCUGUGGAGCUUGAAUGGUGAAUUUGCAUUAAUUAUGCCCCUGUUGUUAUUCAGGUUUAUUUUUGUCAGUAUGUCACCAUCCAGUCAUUCUUCUUGAAGGUGCCAGAAUUUAGUUCUCCUUGCACAAAUCCAUGUCCUCUAUUACAUUUUCUUUGCACCUCUAUGGAACUGUUGAAGACUGUAUCACUUGACUGUAAACAUUCCAAGGAUCGUCUUAUGAAGUGCAUUUAUUAGAAAUCAUUUGAUAUCAGAGAAAUACAUCUUCAGAUAUUGACUACAAUAUUUUGGAAAUUCUGACAUAAACUUAUUGUGGAGAAACACCAGACUGUAAGAGUUUAGAAUACCCUUGGAAAAUGAACAUAUUUUAAAAUUUCUUCAUUGGUUUGUUUCUUUUUUUAAGAUGGCUAAAUUUUGCAAUGUUGCUUCUUGUCUCAUAUGUAACAGAGGCACAGGGUUUUGUAAAUGCCACCAGAUCAAAGAGAUAGUAAAGUUGGGUGAAGAGACUUGUUUAAGAUUUUUUUAAAUUUUAGCUAUAUAAGACUUCAUUUGAGUUAAGCCUUUGACUGUCCAUAGGCUCUUAAACUGGCUGCUCAACAAUUCAUUAGCUAAUUAAAUUGCCAAAGGCUGUGUACAUCGUUGAACACAAAAGUAGUUUACUUUGUACAACUGGAUGGCCUUUAGAUAUCAAAUGUGCCUUUUAUUCCUAAUUACAAGUAUUUCAUUUAUAUGGUGAAGCUUUCAAUCCCCGUAUCUUUGAUUUUAGAAUAUCAAUUAUCAACCAUUGUACAUUAUGAAUGUGUUGUUAUUUUCAUCUUGUAUAAAAACUUGUAUGAAAAAUGUAGAUAGUAGGCUCAAUAUAUCUCAUAACAGUGAGGCUUUUUUUAAAGUUAAUGUUUUGUCCCAUAAGAUCAAUUGUCUAAAUAGUUUGUACCUUUAGAACAAAUGUACUUCUUUUCUAAAAGUCCUUUUUUUGUUGUUUUAAUGCAUUGUUCCAAUAUUUAUCUGAUUUGUAAUAUUGACAAUUGGUAAAAGAAAGUGAAAUCACUUUUUCAUUUGUAUUUUCCGACUAAAUCAUUUUGCAUUCCACUAUUGCAAUGUUAAGCAUUAGUGGGUGUAGCAAAUCCAUGGUGGAAAAUUGCAAGAUGUUAUGUAAUAAAUUACAUAAAAUAUUUAGUUCCACCCUUUUUGCUUGUAUGAUAUCCAGAUGUGUGUAUGAUAAUUUUGUCCACUAUAUUUGAAUUUGAAAUUGAAUAAUUUUUUGUUACAUUGGGGGGGGUUGAAACAUUUUUAAUUCUAUUUGGAAUUUUAAAUAAAAACAAUAAAUAUUUGGA
This is a messenger RNA of Mobula hypostoma (lesser devil ray), 3007 nucleotides long. It is a transcript of the gene ppat, whose product is annotated as phosphoribosyl pyrophosphate amidotransferase. The transcript is spliced from 11 exons. NCBI's taxonomy places the organism in Eukaryota, Metazoa, Chordata, Chondrichthyes, Myliobatiformes, Myliobatidae. Gene Ontology annotation, molecular function: amidophosphoribosyltransferase activity. The record is from RefSeq and is a predicted model, not a curated record. Gene Ontology annotation, biological process: purine nucleobase biosynthetic process; purine nucleotide biosynthetic process. Bases 156 to 1697 code for a protein of 513 amino acids.